GACGAUACAAGCCAUCUUCUUCUUCUAUCUCCUCUACCCUGAACCUUGACUACUUUCUAUAACCUUCGUUUUCGCACUUUUUCUUGCACUACUACCAUGGAGAGCAAGUUGGGAGCCGGUGCUUUGCAGCAACCCAAUGUUUCCAGCUCUGUUCAGCAACCCUCCCGAGCCAACAAUGUGCUGCAGCAAUCAAGCCAGGUAGGUUCUUUGCAGCAACCUUCUCAACUGGGUCCGUUGCAGCCGUCAAGCCAGCUGGGUAAUCUACAGCAACCCACCCAACUGGGUUCUUACCAGCCAUCAAGCCAGCUGGGUGCCCUCCAGCAACCGACCCAACUGGGUUCUUAUCCGCAAUCAAGCCAGCUGCUGGGAUCUCAGCAGCAACCGACCCAACUGGGUUCUUACCCGCAAUCAAGCCAGCAGCUGGGAUCUCUGCAGCAACCCACCCAACUGGGUCCUUACCAGCAACCCAGCCUGGGCAGCAAUGUGUUGCAAGCUGGUCCAUUGCAGCAACCAAGCCAGCUGGGUUCUUUGAUCCAGCCCACCCAACAACUGGGUUCUUUCCAGCAACCCAGCCUGGGCAGCAAAUUGUCACCGAGUUCUAUGCAGCAACUGAUCAGAAGUGACCGAGGCAGCAUGCUAACAUUGUCCGAUGACAAUGUGAUGGUGAAGCAAAUUCAGGGCACCCAUGCUCCAGAUGGCCGAGAAGUUGAUGUCAGACCCCUUCUCUUUAUUGCUGAGGACAUUCUUAAUCGCGCCACUCUGAAUCCUGAUGGCCUCCUUGUAGCGGGCACCCAAGCACAAAUUGAGAGCUUGGAGCAGAGGGUCCAACAAGCUGGUUUCCUUUCCUUGUUGGAUGCCCUGUCAUUUACAAUUGACCGAAUUUCCCGCGAGAUAUCAUACAAGGCUAUGGGUGGCACGGAUGCACACCAAACGACACUCUCAAUAUUUAACCUAGUAUCAUCGUAUUCAUGGGAUGCUAAGUUGGUGCUGACCCUAGCGGCUUUUGCUUUGAAUUAUGGAGAAUUCUGGCUCCUUGCCCAGAUUUACUCAACAAACCAACUUGCCAAAGCAAUGGCGCUCCUGAGGCAGGUGCCUGGCCUAAUUGAGCGUGCAGUCUUACUGAAACCCCGGUUCGAUGCACUUAACGAUCUACUGAGGGAGACAAUGGAAGUGACCCGGAGUGUGGUUGAGUUUAGAGAGCUACCAUCCAUGUAUAUCACACCGGACGUACCUGCAUUAUCCACAGCCAUGGCCGUCAUUCCAACUGCUGUCUAUUGGACCAUCAGGAGCAUCGUCGCCUGCUCAACUCAGAUUAAUAGCUUCUCUAGCAUGGGUUUCGAGUUUGCGAUUUCCGCCACAGAAGCACAUUGGGAGUUAUCCACCCUGGCUCACAAGCUCAAAAACAUACGUGAACUUCUUAAGACGAACCUGGAAAAGUGCCUCCAAUACAUAGAGGAGAGGAUGGACGGUGAAUCUUAUCAGAUUCUUAUCAAUCUCUUCGAGACGAUUCACCUUGACAAUAUGAAGGUUCUCAAGGCCCUGAUUUACCCUAGGGAUGAUCUGCAGCCGCUUGUUGACGGUUCCUCCAAGAAAAGGGUUAACAUAGAAGUUCUUAGGAGGAAGAACGUGUUAUUGCUGAUUUCAGGCCUGGACGUCUCCCAAGACGAGCUUUCUAUUCUUGAACAGAUUUAUAAUGAGUCCAGGAUGCACUCGACGAGGCUCGAAAGUCUGUAUGAGCUUGUGUGGAUUCCGCUUAUCGACCGUUCGGUCCAGUGGAGUGACCCCAUGCAAAAACAAUUUGAGACCGUGCGGUCUGCAAUGCCGUGGUACACGGUGCAUCACCCUUCGUUGAUAGGAAAGCCAGUGGUCAGGUUCAUCAAGGAGAAGUGGCACUUCAGGAAUAAACCUAUCCUUGUGGUGCUCGACCCUCAAGGAAAGGUGGUGUCCCCCAAUGCAAUUCACAUGAUGUGGAUUUGGGGAAGCAAUGCCUUUCCUUUCACCACUUUGAGAGAAGAACAGCUCUGGAGGGACGAGACUUGGAGGCUUGAGCUGCUGGUGGAUGGCAUUGACCAAACAAUACUCAACUGGAUUAAAGAGGGAAAAUACAUUUUCUUGUAUGGAGGGGACGACACUGAAUGGGUUCGGAAAUUUACAAACGAAGCACGCGCAGUUGCAGCGGCGGCACGCAUACCCUUAGAGAUGUUCUAUGUGGGAAAGGGCAGCAAAAGGGAGCAAGUCCGGCGAGUGAUAAAUACCAUCACGCUGGAGAAGCUGAGUUCGUCCUACUGGCAAGACCCAGCCAUGAUAUGGUUCUUCUGGACCCGGCUUGAGAGCAUGCUGUUCUCGAAGAUUCAACUAGGCAAGUCUGACGACCACGCGGCCGACCCGGUGAUGCAAGAGAUAAAGAGGCUGCUUAGCUACGACAGAGAGGGCGGAUGGGCUGUGCUGAGCAAAGGGUCUAGCAUUGUGGUGAAUGGGCAUGGAAACACGGUUUGGACCACCUUGUUGGAGUAUGAGAUGUGGAAGGCGAAUGUGGCGCUGCAGGGUUUUGACGUGGCUUUCAAGAACCACCAUGACCUGCGUCAUGGUGAGAAAUACCCCUGCUGCCGGUUCGAGUUCUCGCACAAUGCCGGAAGGAUCCCGGAGCGCAUGAAGUGCCCUCAGUGUCACCGCAACAUGGAGGAAUUUACCACUUUCCUCUGCUGCCACGAGGAAGGCGUUCCAACCAUACUAUACUAAGCAAACCCCACCUACACUGCAUUUCCUUAUAGCUUAAUUAGCUAGCUAGCAGCCAUAUGUACGUCCGUAUGAGUACAAUGCAUGCUAGCUAGUUCUAAAUAAUCACAAUUGUGUGCAUUUUUCUUUUUCUUCUUUUCCUAUUUUUUGUGUAGCGAGAUUCGAGUGUGAGAUCGAGAUCGAUCAUGUGAUCUCAGCAGCCACUUUCUGGCCGCUUAUGUUUGCCAUUUUAUGCUAUAAAUAAAAGUAUUAAUGUUAUUGUA
This is a messenger RNA of Alnus glutinosa, 2999 nucleotides long. Its product is annotated as protein SIEVE ELEMENT OCCLUSION B-like. The transcript has 7 exons. NCBI's taxonomy places the organism in Eukaryota, Viridiplantae, Streptophyta, Magnoliopsida, Fagales, Betulaceae. The record is from RefSeq and is a predicted model, not a curated record. Gene Ontology annotation, biological process: phloem development. The coding region runs from base 97 to 2739 and encodes 880 amino acids.